This is a messenger RNA of Gadus macrocephalus (Pacific cod), 7412 nucleotides long. It is a transcript of the gene fer1l4, whose product is annotated as fer-1 like family member 4. Gene Ontology annotation, biological process: plasma membrane organization. The record is from RefSeq and is a predicted model, not a curated record. The coding region runs from base 205 to 6378 and encodes 2057 amino acids. Gene Ontology annotation, cellular component: membrane. Lineage: Eukaryota; Metazoa; Chordata; Actinopteri; Gadiformes; Gadidae. The transcript is spliced from 49 exons.
ACUGUCGUCAGCACACAGCCGCCCUGCCUGCGGCCGUUUGCUCAGCAGACAGAAGAACAGCAACAGCAGAAACAAGCUCACCUUCUGAGCAUGAUGUCCGGACAGAGAGGAGGCUAGGGUCAGGUCGUAGUUAGGGUCAGGUCCUAGGUUAAGGGGCGUAGUUAGGGUCAGGUCGUAGUAAGGGUCGUAGGUCAGGUCGGAGUCAUGUCCAUCACAGUGAACCUGAAGAGGAUUUCUAACCUCCCUGGACGAUCGGACCGCAAGGUGGAGCUCACCUUCAGAGGGUUCAGCCAUAAGACGCGCGUCCUGCAGUGUGAGAAUGUGGCCGUGUUCAACCAGCACUUCCGCUGGCCACACUACGGGAACAUCAUGAAGGACGAGGUCCUCUGCGUCAGUGUUUACAACAUGAGCAAAGUAUUCUCCCACAGGCUGCUGGGUAAACUGGUCGUCAGUCUUCAACACGCUGUGCUGACCGGGCGGUUGUUACUACGGGAACCACUCACAGACGUCAACUACAGUUUAACAGAAAUCUACGUGGAGCUGGAGCUGGUGUAUAACCCUCUGCAGGGCGCAGCUGGGGGGUGGGACGGACAGGACUUCUUAAAGAGACAAGACAGCCAAUCAAGUCUGGUCAUCAGAAACCUCGGCUACGAUGAUCCUGAGAGUCAGUCCGAUGCGGAGGCGUUGGAGAGAGAGACUCGCAGGAUUGGUCGAGCGCUGGUCCGGACCGGAGACACUGAGGAUGACGAGCAGGAUGAAGACGAUGAAAUCACAGACAUUGAAGCCUCCAAUAUCACACUGACUCCCCUGUUAAGUCGUUCCAGACCGCUGUCCCGACACGUGCUUGCCACCAUCCCCCGGGUGCAGAGCUUCCAGGUGAAUAUUAAUAUCUUGGAGGCCCAGAAGUUGGUCGGAGUGAAUAUCAACCCGGCGGUCUUCAUCAGGGUGGGGAACCAGAAGAAACACACGUCCACCCAGAAGUCCACCAACUGCCCCUUCUACAACGAGAACUUCAUGUUUGAAUUCCAGGAGACGGCAGACAUCUUGUUUGAUCAAGUCAUUGAGAUGAAGGUGUUCCACAGGCGGACGUUGGCGUUCCUAAUGACCCAUAUCGGAACCUUUAAGAUCGACAUCGCCACCGUUUACAGUCAACCAGACCACGGGUUCUUCCAGAAGUGGGCGCCCCUUAGCGACCCCGGGGAUACCCGGGCGGGGGUCAAAGGUUACGUGAAGGCCAGCCUCAGCGUGCUGAUGAGGGGCGAGGCCCUGACCACGUCCAGUCUGCCCCCCCCCUCCGGAGUCAACCAGGACAUCGACAAGAACCUGCUGCUCCCGAAGGGUCUGGGUGCGGAGCGGCCGUGGGCGCGGUUCACCGUCGGGGUCUACCGAGCGGAGGGUCUGCCCACAAUGGAGGCCGGGAUCUUGGCCAGCCUGUCCAAGGCCUCCGACCGGAAGGUCUUCAUCAACCCCUACGUCCAGGUCACCUUCGCAGGGCAGCAGGGGGAGACUUCGGUGGUGUCGUCCAGCAGCAGUCCGGUGUGGAACGAGCAGAUCUCCUUCAUAGAGCAGUUUCCCCCGCUGGCCCGUAGGAUCCGGGUCCAGGUCCUCGACGACGCCGCCCUGGGCGAUGUGGCCUUGGCCACCCACUUCCUGGACUUCGAGCAGAUCUCAGACCCCACCAGGAACGGGUUCAACGCCACCUUCGGCCCCGGCUGGGUCAACCUGUACGGGUCCCCGCAGAACUCCACGCUGGGGGACGUUCACCAGGCGUUAAAUGAGGGUCUGGGUGAAGGGAUCUUCUACCGCGGGCGGAUCCUAUUGGCUCUUAAUGUCACCGUCUACUCCUCCCCCUCUGGCGUCAACACGGAGACCGGCUCCGCCCUCGGCAAGGUGAAAGGUGCGAUGGGUAAGUUCAUGACGACGAAGAAGAAGAAGAAGAGGGACAAGAAGGAAGGCUCUGCGGAGUCUAAACCAGCUGAGGAACCAGAAAUUAUUCUGGAAGUUCCUGAGGCCGUUACCGUGGAGACAGAGGAAGUCCAUCCACUUCCAGAGGGCUUCCUGGGACCAGUCGAGGAGUUCUUGAUGUUUGCUACACUCUUCGAGGUCACAAAGAUGGACCCCUCUGUAGGAACCAGGCCGCUGACCUUUGAACUCUCCUUGGGGAAUUGUGGGAAAAUGAUGAGUAAAUCAAAGAAGGACCUGACAAGGAGCAGAGAGGACCUGAUGAGGAGCAGAGAGAGCCUGGGGAGGAGCAGAGAGAGCCUGGGGAGGAGCAGAGAGGACCUGGGGAGGAGCAGAGAGGACCUGGGGAGGAGCAGAGAGGACCUGAAUGAGGAGGCUCAGGGGCUGCUGGAGUCUGAGGAGGAGCUGGACAGAGAGGAGUCUCUGAACCCAGAACCACCAAACAGGAGCAUCUCCGCCCCCAUGAAGCCUCAGCCUACAGAAUACGAUAGGUCCUACUGCUGUAUCCCUCUGCAGCCCCCAGCAGUGAGGCUGAAGCCCUGUCUGUGGCUCUGGGCUCGCUGUGAGGACCACAGCUCCAGACUGUACCAGACCAACUGGCUGCACAAGAUGGCCGCCAGACUGGAGGUGGGUCUGGAUGAUGUUGAUCUCCUCCUCAGGAGACCUCGGAGCAACGUGAAGGAGCGUCUUGUUGAAGUUCUCCUGGAGCUGGUCGCCUCCGUCAAACAGUUCAGUGCCAUGGCUGCUAAGAGGGUUCAGUCCCGACCCAACAACCUGGACCGCUGCAGGAAGGAGUUCAUCAAGAAGAAGCUGAUCCUGCUCGCCAGACAGGCUGUGAGAAUAAAGAAGCGGGUCACCAGACGGACGGCUAAGCAGCGAUUGGUUGACGCUCGGAAGAUUCAGAAGAAGCUCCGCCUCCUAGCUAAAGAGCCCCAGAGCACCCUCCCUGACGUGUUCCUAUGGUUACUGAGUGGGAGGAAGCGAUUGGCCUAUGUACGCAUCCCCGCCCAUUCCAUCCUCUUCUCAUUGGUCGAGGAGCAGAGGGGGACGGACUGCGGCAAAGUCACCACGCUCUUCAUGAAGACCCCAGGUUGCGCUGUAGGACAGGUGUUUGCUAAGCUGGAGGUGUACCUGUGGCUCGGUCCCACCAAGUACAGCAAGGAGGCGCUCAACUCCCUGCCGGAGGACUUCCUGCCCGUCUAUGAGGAGCAGGAGGAGCAGGAAGGGGAGGGGCAGGCGGAGCAGAGGAGGGCGAUGCCCGUCAGUCUGUCCUGUCAGGACAGCAGAUACUUCCAGCUGAGGUGUCAUCUCUACCAGGGGCGUGGCCUAAUGGCUGCCGAUGACAACGGCCUCUCAGAUCCCUUCGCUAGGGUGGUCUUUUCCACCCAGUGCCAGGUCACACGGGUGGUCUCAGACACCCUGUCCCCGGCCUGGUGUGAGUGCUUGGUGUUUGACCGUGUUCUGCUGGAGGGCAGCAAGGAGGAGCUGGAGAGGGACCCCCCCCUCAUCAUCAUCAGCAUCUACGACUACGACACCAUGGGCAGUCCCGAGCCCUUGGGCAGGGCGUUUGCUGAGCCCCAGCUGCAGUUCGUGGAGCGGCCCUACCAGAAGCCCUGCCUCCGAUUCUAUGACAUCACUCGGGGAAAGUCCUCCGCUGGCGAGCUAUUGGCUGCCUUCGAGAUGAUAGAGCUGGACUACUCUGGCUUUGGAGAGCCGUGUCUCCCCAGCUCAGUGGAGCCUCAGGAGGUUCCGUUUGUUUCCGAUCGCUUCGUGAUCCCAGAGGAAAUCCAACCGAAGCUGACCACCUUCAGGAUAGAGGUGCUGUUCUGGGGCCUGCGCGAGCUGCGGCGGGUGCAGCUGUUCGAGGUGGAGCGCCCCCUCGUGAGGGUGGAGUGUGGAGGCAAGCAGCUGGAGUCGGAGGAGAUGCUGAGCUACACGGGACACCCCAACUUCAAGGACCUGGUCCGCUACUUCGACGUGGAGCUGCCCGAGCAGCCCCACCUCCACCCUCCGCUGACGGUGUUCGUGGUGGAGCAGCGGGCCUUCGGGAGCGUGGCCCUGGUGGGCACCCACCAGGUGCCCAGCCUCAUGGCCUUCACCCCCCCGGAGCUGGGCGACAUGAUGGAGGAGGAAGAGGAGGUGGAGCCUAAACCAGUGACCAGGAGCCCUGGGAAGGUCAAAGCUCUGACCACCGUGAAGAAGAUGAACCUCAUGGGGCUGUCAAUCAAACAGUCCAAAAUACCCAGCAUGCCCCUGAGCAUCAUAACGAGUCAGCUCGGAAAGCUGACCAAGAAAGCGGAGGAGCUGGAGGAGGAGUCCCCUGAGGAGGAGGAGCUGGAUUGGUGGUCCAAGUACUACGCAUCCCUCGAUGAACUGGAGAGACAGGCGGCCGAAGAUCUGAUGCUGGAGGAGCAGGCAGAAUCAGACAUGGGCGCUCUGAACAUGGACUCUAUUGAAGACGAGGACGAGGUGGUUGUGGACAUCGAACCCCCAAAACCAAAACGGAAGAAGAUCGCCACCUUGAAGGUGUAUUCUGGGGAUUUGGAGGCGGAGUUCCGCCAGUUCCAGGACUGGCUGAAGAUCUUCCCUCUGCUCAAAGGAAAGGUUGACGAUGAUGAUGACGAAGGUGAAGAAGAGCGGCUGAUGGGAAAAUACAAGGGAUCCUUCCUCAUCUAUCCCAUCUCCCCUGGCGAGGAGGACGGGAAGUGCCAGAUCACUAAUGGAGUUCCCAAAAACUCUCCUCUCAAAGUCCUGGUCAGGGUCUAUGUGGUGAAGGCCACCGGCCUGGCUCCGGCCGACCUCAACGGUAAAGCCGACCCCUACCUGGUGCUGAAAGCCGGCCAGCAGAAGCUCAGCACCCGGGAGAACUACAUCCCAAAGCACCUCAACCCCGUCUUCGGAGAAGUGUUUGACCUCACCGUGUCGUUCCCCUUGGAGACGGAGCUCCUGAUCGCGGUGAUGGAUCACAACCUCGUGGGGUCUGAUGACGUCAUCGGGGAGACGAAGGUGGACCUCGAAAACCGAUUCUACAGCCGACACCUGGCCUGCUGUGGUCUGGCCCAGUACUAUAACCCAGACGGCUACAAUAAGUGGCGUGACUCUAAGAACCCGUCGUCCGUCCUGGCCGGCCUCUGUCGCAGCAGCGGCAUCGACCCCCCCGAGUUCAGACCCUUGGAGGUCAAGGUGCUCAACAAGAUCUUCAAGAUCCCUCCUGACGCUGUCCCUGAAGAGCUGCUGAAGAAGAACCAGCGGACGGCGGAGGAGGAGGCAGAGAUGGAGGAGCACGCGGCCCUCAGCGUGCUGCACCGGUGGGGGGAGAUGAGGGAGUUCCUCUCGGGGGCGUGUCCUCUGGUCCCGGAGCACCUGGAGGUCCGCCCUCUGAUGAACUCCGACAAGCCCGGGCUGCCCCAGGGUUACCUCCACAUGUGGGUGGACAUGUUCCCCACGGACGUGCCGGCCCCUCCUCCUGUCGACAUCAAACCCCGCCUCCCAAUGCAGUACGAGCUGCGUGUGACCAUCUGGAACACAGACGACGUGUUCCUGGACGACGUCAACCCCUUCACCGGGAUCCCCUCCUCAGACAUCUACGUCAAAGGCUGGAUCAAGGGGCUGGAGGGGGACAAGCAGGAGACAGACGUCCACUUCAACUCUCUGACCGGAGAGGGAAACUUCAACUGGAGAUUUGUGUUUCGCUUUGACUACUUGCCCACUGAGAAGGAGGUUGUGUACAAGAAGAAGGAAUCCUUCUUCUCCCUGGAGGAGACGGAGUUCAGGCAGCCGGCCGUCCUGGUGCUGCAGGUCUGGGACUAUGACCGCAUCUUAGCCAACGACUUCCUGGGCUCCAUUGAGCUGCGUCUCAGCGACAUGGUGCGGGCGGCCAAGGCCUCUGAGAAGUGCUCCAUCCAGAUGUCCCGCGACCGCGCUGGGCCCCGCCUCUCCAUCUUCCGCUCCAAGAGGAUGAGGGGUUGGUGGCCUCUGAUCCGCCUGAAGAGCCAGGAGGACAUCGACAAGGAGCUGAAGGAGGAGGAGGAGGCCAAGAAGAAAGGGAAGAAGAAGAAGAAGAGCAAAAGAGACAAGAUGAAGAAGGAAGACAUUGAGUUUACCGACAGUGGCGGUAACACCUACCUGCUGAUGGGGAAGGUGGAGGCGGAGUUUAAGCUGGUUGCCUUAGAGGAGGCGGAGAUUAACCCUGUGGGGCGUGCCCGCAAAGAACCGGAACCCUUGGAGAAACCAAACCGCCCAAGCCUCAGCUUCUCCUGGUUCGUGAAUCCCAUGAAGACCUUCAUCUUCUUCAUCUGGAAGAAUUACAAGAAGUACAUCAUCGCGUUGGUCGUCCUGGCCGUGCUGACGAUCUUCCUGGGCCUCAUCAUUUACACUCUGCCUGGACAAAUCUCAGCGGCCAUUUUUGGUGGCUGAUGAUUUAAUACAGCACCUAAUCGCAACAUUGACAUGUACAUUUACAUUGAGGGCAUUAAGCAGACACUUUUAUCCAAACCGACUUCCAAUAAGUAUAUUUGUCAGUUAAGGGCUAAGGUUUAAUAUAGCACCCUACUCACUAAGGGGUAAUGUUGUAAUAUAGCACCCGACUCACUAAGGGCUAAUGUUUUGAUAAAGUACCCUAAUCAUCAAGGGCUUAUGUUUUAAUAUAGUAGACUACUUGUUAAGAGUUAAUGUUUUGAUAAAGUACCCUAAUCAUUAAGGGCUUAUGUUUUAAUAUAGUAGACUACUUGUUAAGAGUUAAUGUUUUGAUAAAGUACCCUAAUCAUUAAGGGCUUAUGUUUUAAUAUAGUAGACUACUUGUUAAGAGCUAAUGUUUUGAUAAAGCACCCUAAUCAUUAAGGGCUUAUGUUUUAAUAUAGUAGACUACUUGUUAAGAGCUAAUGUUUUGAUAAAGCACCCUAAUCAUUAAGGGCUUAUGUUUUAAUAUAGAACACUUCUCGUUAAGGGCUAAUGUUUUAAUAUAGCACCCUACUCGCCAAGGGCUAAUGUUUUAAUAUAGCACCCUAUUCGUUAAGGGUUUCAUUUAGUAGCUUAACAUAUUUUAGGGUUAAAGGUUUACUAUAGCAGCCUUACUCUUUGAGAAGUUUAAUUUGAAAAGCUGAAAGAAUCAAUUGUUAUUUAUUUUUUGUAGUUUGAAUUGAUGAAUAAAAUACAUUAAGUUCCAUUUGAGAAAUCGAUUAUAGAAUAGAAUUAUCGAAAUUGCACUGAAUAAAAAAUAUAUUUUAUGCUUACAUUUCGCCCCCCAUUCUAAUAGCAUAGAAAUGGUGAAUUAAGAACUCUUGCAAAUACUGUUUAAUAUUGUUUAUUGAUCAUUUUCUAUAGGUUCUGCCGAUCUAUGUGAUGUGUUAUUUUCUUAUCUAGUAACGGCGUUCUAAAUUAUUGUGGUUGUGAUAUUCACUUCUUAUAAUGUACAGUUGGAGUCGUUUAACAUUAAAUGUUUCUUUAUCAAA